This is a messenger RNA of Zingiber officinale, 981 nucleotides long. RefSeq names its product gamma-glutamylcyclotransferase 2-1-like. The record is from RefSeq and is a predicted model, not a curated record. NCBI's taxonomy places the organism in Eukaryota, Viridiplantae, Streptophyta, Magnoliopsida, Zingiberales, Zingiberaceae. Gene Ontology annotation, cellular component: cytoplasm. The transcript is spliced from 9 exons. The coding region runs from base 153 to 812 and encodes 219 amino acids. Gene Ontology annotation, biological process: glutathione catabolic process. Gene Ontology annotation, molecular function: gamma-glutamylcyclotransferase activity; glutathione specific gamma-glutamylcyclotransferase activity.
GCAAACCCCGGCGAGGCUCUCGAUCGGUAGCUCGAUCUUUCCUGCGUUGAUUCCGUGGUCGAAGGUCUUCCCUUAGGUCGCCGGUUCAAGGAGGAGCAUCCGCUUCAAAUCUCUCCUCGAAUCGCUUUUCCCCCCUUCAGGGUUUCGGAAUCAUGGUGCUCUGGGUUUUCGGCUAUGGAUCUCUGGUUUGGAACCCUGGAUUCGAAUUCGAUGAGAAGAUCAUAGGGUUUGUCAAGGACUACAGGCGUGUUUUUGAUCUUGCCUGCAUAGAUCACAGAGGUACACCGGAGAAUCCUGCCAGAACCUGCACCUUGGAACCUAAAGAAGGAGCAAUCUGCUGGGGCGCUGCAUACUGUAUCAGAGGAGACAUCGAAAGGGAACGAGCGGCAAUGGAGUAUUUGAGGAGACGAGAGUGCGAGUACGAUAUCGAAAGCCAUUUGGACUUCUACAGGGAAGGAGAGACUUCUGAACCAGCUGUAACAGGAGUCCUAAUAUUUCUAUCAACCAUGAACAAAGUGGCCAACAAGUAUUACUUGGGACCUGCUCCCUUGGUUGAAAUGGCAAGCCAAAUAGCUACAGCCAAUGGUCCAAGUGGAAACAACAGAGAUUAUCUCUUCAAGCUGGAGAAAGAAAUGGCAAAUAUAGGACAUGAAGAUGAUUAUGUUGUUGAGCUAGCAAAUGAAGUGAGGAACGUACUUGAUAGUAUGAAGCAACAGAAAUCACCGAAUGUUCCUUUGCCUCUUCGAUCGCAUGCGUCAUUUCUUCCCAUCGAAUCACGCUCGGAAAACCCUCUCAUUGUGGAUUCAUCAUGAUGUUCAUCUUGAACAUGAAACUCAUGUAUUGUUUAACAAUCGACUAAUGUUUCUCGUUUACCAUUCUAUUCACACGAAGGAAUUAGAGAUUGAUUGCGAUUGAUCAGCUGUAUUACUAAUUGAAUUAUUAAUGGUAUGAAACAAAAAUUGAGCUUUGAUUCGGCAAAAA